AUGGUCUACAACCCCGACCUAACCGCCUCAAAAGAGCUCAUCACAGGCAUCCUCAUCGCCAACCUCACCCCCUUCCAACUCGACACCAUCCAGGAGAAAUUCGGCAUCGGCGCAAACAUGUGCAACCCCAACGCAUCCGAGCAACUCUUCAUCCACGACAAGCGCUCGUGGUCGAACCACUCCCAUCUCGCCAUGUUCCGCGCCAUGCCCGACGUCGCCGCCCUGAUCGUCAUCGACGCGCGCUCCGCCGCCGACGGAUCAGCCUGGUACAUCGACUCGCAGGCGACGCAAGAAGACGUCGACAACGGGGACGCCGAAAACACAAACACCCUACAAAAGCUGCGCAUGAAUCUCGAAGAUGUUGUGAUAUCGUAUACAAACUACAUUAUUGCAAACACGUCGAUUCGCGAGGACAUGGACGAAGUCGAUAUCCCCCUUCCCACUCCUGAGCACUUCGACCAGACAGAGGCUUUCACCACGGGCUUCGAUUACAUCGCUGACCGCUACAUAAAUCCCACAUGGGUCACGGCCACGCCCGACGAACUGGAGUCCUCCACCGAUCCCGCGGACCUGGAUAAAUUCAGCCCGCGCCCGGAUAUCGUCUAUCGUCUGAAUCCCGAGGCGGCGAGAGAUGCGGGCGUGAAAUGA
Molecule: messenger RNA, 648 nt
Organism: Parastagonospora nodorum SN15
Lineage: Eukaryota; Fungi; Ascomycota; Dothideomycetes; Pleosporales; Phaeosphaeriaceae
Exons: 2
Coding region: 1-648 (215 amino acids)
Source: RefSeq, a predicted model, not a curated record